UUAUUGGCGUUAAGCGCCCGCCUUGAGUAGUGACGCCGUAGCGGUGCUCUGCCUGAGGACUCGGCAAGCUUCAAACUAAUCAACACUGAUUAGCGGGUGUCAUGUGACCCCUUUCCCCGUGUCAAAGAAUGACUGGAUAUUUCUGGAGCCCAAAACAGAUCAGCGAAAAGAUCCACACUAUAAGGAGAUGAAUUAUCACUGUGCAAAACGUUGCUUGAUUUCUUUGGUUUUUGCCCUCGUGGCUCAGCGCUGCUGGUGUUUCUCAACCGUCAAGAUGAGAACACCUGAGCAGAGACCACAGCUCGCCCUGCCGAGAGUCAUCUGCUCUCCCCGAAGAAUAAAGGCUGUGUUUGGGCCGCUAGUCAAAAAUAAUCUUCUUGUUAGAGAUAUAUCAGGGGCCACAAUCUCAGUGCCUCAAUCUCAGGGGCCCUGUGGAGUGAGAAUGGGCAGAGAGAAAAACCAGAGCCUCUCCUUCUUCAGCAGAUAUGACAGCUGCUAUGCUCAGAUUGAGGGCAGCAAAGUGGUCAUACCUCUGCAGGUCCAGCUGAGAGGAGAGGAUCAGUGGUUCAGGGUAAAUAUCAGCUGUCCUCUGAUAAAGAGAUACAGUGAGAGGACUCCACUUAUCCCAACACCGUUACCUGGAAAGUGUGACACAGAAAGCGCUCUGCGAGUGGACUGUGGCCAUCAAACCAUUUCUAGUGAUGCCUGCUACAAACUAGGUUGCUGCUAUGAUGCUCAUGAUUUCAUCUGCUACUAUAGACUUAAUGCCUGCUCUCUGGACGGACAUUUUGUCUUCUCAGUAACGGCUACAGACACAGACCUGCCUAUCACUCCCGGCAGCCUCAUAGUCAAGGAUCAGCCACAGUGUUUCCCUGUGGUCACCACUCCAGACACGGCUGUUUUCAAAAUUGGAGUCAUGGACUGUGGUGCAAAGAUGAAGGUAGAUGGAGAUGUUUUGAUCUAUGAGGUGGAAGUGGAGGAGCUGAAUACUGAAAGUAAAUCCAAACAUUCGGCAUUUAGUCUCCAGGUCUUGUGUGAAUAUUCAGCAAAAGAUCUAAAGCGUGCAGCAGACUUGCGUAGCUUGUAUGCAGUGAUAAACCCACCGCCUGUGGUUGCACUGGGAACCAUCAGAGUGCAAAUGAGAAUAGCUACAGAUGCAUCUUUCACAUCCUUUUUUCCUGAAGACCAGCUUCCACUGAACUUGCCCCUGCGUGAAGCUGCAUAUGUGGAAGUUUCCAUCGCCCAGCCGUACCCAGACCAUACACUUUCCCUACGUGUACGGGAUUGCUUUGCCUACCCUGCAUCUAGACACUCUGUGUGGACACUUCUCUAUGACGGAUGCCCAAACCCUUUGGAUAACACAAGAAGCUCUGUCCCUGUGGACAACCAGGGGAAGACUAGCUCCCACUCCCAAGUGAGGAGGUUUGAUGUCAAGACCUUUGCCUUCUUGGACCCUCAUACAGGCCAUCCAAGUGUAGAGGAAAUGUACUUCUACUGUUGGGUGGAAAUCUGCACAGAUGAUGUUGACUGUGCACAGAGUUGUGCCAUCAUUUCUUCUGAGGGUGAGAGACAGCGAAGAGAGACCAUGACUGAAUCCAGCCAGGUCCACUUGGUGUCCUUAGGUCCACUGCUACUGGGACAGAACAACACUGAACUGGAAGACAAUCCAUGUGUGAAACAGAACAUAAUGUUCCAGGUGACAGUGUAUACCCUUUCUGGUGUUGGUGCUGCCCUGCUGCUGAUCCUGCUGUUCACUGUGUGGUCAAGCAUCACAAAGUGUCAGAAGACGGAAAUGCGGCAAGCUUGUGAUCCACAAGUUGACGAGUCCUCUGGUUGGCUGCCUCACUGUGGGGACGGGCCUUGGCACCCUUGUGCCCUCUUGUGACUUUCACCCAGCCCUCUUCAUCCUCUUGCUGCUGCUCAGCCACCCUCCUCUGCUCCUCCACUUCCUGUGACAAAGAAAAACCCAGCUUGAAGUCACGUGGACUAGACGGGUGGGGUGAUGCUGGACGAAGAGCUGAAAAUUCUCACCUUUUCUUUCCGCUUGUCGUAGUCUUCCAUAAAGGAGUUGACUAUUUGUUGCAGUUUUUCUGGCUGAAUGAAAGACUCUGUGUACUGCUGAAUCCAUUCUGAUGUAAGAAAAUUCACAUAACACGCAUGUGUCCUAACACUUUUGUUUUUUUACAUUGAAUAUGUUCAUCAAGGAAGUGGCUGGAAUUCUAAUAUGUGGUUCAUAUAUAAAAGAGUUAAAGCAAAGCAACACAACACCACAAUAUGAAAAAAAUGAG
Messenger RNA from Xiphias gladius (swordfish), 2288 nucleotides. Its product is annotated as zona pellucida sperm-binding protein 4-like. NCBI's taxonomy places the organism in Eukaryota, Metazoa, Chordata, Actinopteri, Istiophoriformes, Xiphiidae. The record is from RefSeq and is a predicted model, not a curated record. The transcript has 13 exons. Gene Ontology annotation, cellular component: egg coat. Gene Ontology annotation, biological process: prevention of polyspermy; binding of sperm to zona pellucida. The coding region runs from base 188 to 1885 and encodes 565 amino acids. Gene Ontology annotation, molecular function: structural constituent of egg coat; acrosin binding.